This is a messenger RNA of Ipomoea nil (Japanese morning glory), 696 nucleotides long. RefSeq lists its product as uncharacterized. Bases 1 to 696 code for a protein of 231 amino acids. Lineage: Eukaryota; Viridiplantae; Streptophyta; Magnoliopsida; Solanales; Convolvulaceae. The transcript is spliced from 2 exons. The record is from RefSeq and is a predicted model, not a curated record.
AUGGAUAUUGACAACGAAGGAAAAGAUGUUGAUCAAAAGAACUUUCGUGGAAUCAUUGGAUCUCUUCUCUACCUAACAGCAAGCAGACCUGACAUUUCUUUUGCUAUUGGGGUAUGCGUAAGAUUUCAAUCCAAACCCAAAGAAAGUCACCUAAGCACUACCAAAAAGAUUUUAAGAUACCUAAAGGGGACCCAAAGUGUAGGACUUUGGUACCGGAAAGGAGGUUCUUUCGAUCUAGUUGGCUAUUCAGAUGCCGAUUUCGCUGGUUGGAGAAUUGAUCGAAAAAAGCACCUCAGGAACCUGCCAGUUCCUAGGGGGAAGAAUUGUAUGAGCACAGGAAAAGGAAAAGAGAAGACGGAUAAAGAAUGUGAAGAGCAAAAACCAACCAACCUGAAGGCUGCUCAAAUCUCAGAGAAUCAACCUAAUGAGACAGAAAUCUUCCAUGAUCCUCUUGAAAAUGAAGAAAACAAGGAUGCUCUAAACAGAAUGUUAGCAAGUUCACAAUACUUGCAGAAUCUCCUUCAUGAUCCUACUGAACACGAAUCAUUUCAUUUCAUUGGCACUCAUGUGGGAUACACUGCCGUGGAUAGUGUACUCGAAAGGAGUGAAAGCUAUGACUACUCACCAUCAAGCACUCCACCAAAAUUUUCCUCACCUCUUAGAUCAACUGCUAGCAGCAAGAAGAAAACGAACUAA